GGUGUAACUGGGGUGUAACUGGUGUCACUGGGGUGAGCCCGUCCCCCUGCAAGCAGCCGCCCCUCGGUGAUGCUGCAGCGCCGGGGGUCUUCAUCCUUGCAGCCCAAGGGGUUUUGGGGGGGCUGCUAAGUGUGGGGGUGGCCCCAUCAUUGUGUCCCCCCCCCGUGUGUGUGUGCACCCGCAGGGAGGUGGCAGGGCUUGGUGCUGCUCGGGGGGGGGGCAAGGGCAGAGUUCCUGGAGGAGGAGGAGGAGGAGGAAGAGGAAGGCGGGCCGGGACGCACGGCUCCUCUCGGACGCACCAUGAGCAGGGUGGGGGGCAGCGGGGCCCCCCCGGCACCGCUGCAAGACUACGAGGUGGCCGGCAAGGUGAUGUUACUCGGAGACUCGGGCGUGGGGAAAACCUGCUUCCUGCUGCAGUUCAGAGACGGGGCCUUUCUCUCCGGGACGUUCAUAGCCACCGUGGGCAUAGAUUUCCGGAACAAGGUGGUGGCCGUGGAUGGCGUGAAGGUGAAGCUGCAGAUUUGGGACACGGCGGGGCAGGAGCGUUUCCGCAGCGUGACCCACGCCUACUACAGGGAUGCCCAAGCCUUGCUCCUGCUCUACGACAUCACCAGCAAGAUGUCCUUCGACAACAUCCGCGCCUGGCUGACGGAGAUCCACGAGUACGCACAGAAGGACGUGGUCAUCAUGCUGCUGGGCAAUAAGGCUGACGUGAGCAGCGAGCGGGCCGUGAGGACAGAGGACGGAGCCUCGCUGGCCAGGGAGUACGGGGUGCCCUUCAUGGAGACGAGCGCCAAGACGGGGAUGAACGUGGAGCUGGCCUUCCUCGCCAUCGCCAAGGAGCUGAAGCAGCGAGCGCUGCAGCCGCCGGACGAGCCCCGCUUCCAGAUCCACGACUACAUCGAGGCGCAGCAGAAGAAAUCCGGCUGCUGCGCCUUCGCCUGAGAGCGCCGGGCAGGGACCCGGGCGCAGGCAGGGCUGGGGCACAGCGGGGCCCAAUCCUGCCCCCGGCCCCAUACCCACGGCUGUGCCGAAGCAGCGGGUACAGGAGCAGGGACAUUAUUCCAGGCGUGGUGCUGAGCAGGGCCCAGAUCCUGCCGCCCUGCGGGGUGGUGCCGGGGGCUCGCCGUGCGCCCCAACCACGGCGCGGUGCCCGCCAGCCCGAGGGACGCGGCGGUGCCACCGUCACCCCAGGACACGGCCCCAGCACCCGGCCUCUCCUCCCCUGCGGCCGCUCGUGCCCUCGCUGUGCUCCCAUCCAGCUGCGAGGGCCGGAUCCUGCCCCGCUUCCCCGCUGCUUCCCCCCGGGGAGCCGCCGGACCCAUCCCGGUGCCGGUGCCCAGCCCUGGCCACGGCUCCUCGCCGGCACCUCCGGGGGUGCCCCCGCCUGCCCCCCGCCUGCCACAGCUGGAGCAAGAGAUAAAGGAGCCCCCGGUGACUUCGAGCACACGCGGCAGUUUGGAAAACCUUCAUUUCCCCCUGGUGCAGCUGUGGGGUUUGGAGACUUUUAUUUUUCUUUAUUUAAGGGAAAAGCUUUUUGCAUUUCCGCCCCCCCCGGACCAAACCAGCUGCGGCCUCGCGCAGGCUGGGGACGGGGCUCAAGCGGCCCUUGGUGGUCCGGAGAUCUUCUGCAGGGUCCCUGGACCCGUGGUGGGUCGGGGGCACUCGUGCGUGUCCCAAAAUGAGCUCGGCGGGCUGCGGGGUGCGGGCAGCGAGGCUCGGGCACCGCGGGGCUGCGGCUCCAGUGCUCAGCAUCACCCCCCCCCAGCACCCUGUGCCAUGCAGGGCACCAGGACAGGAAUAUUUGGGACAGGGAAUAUUUGGGACGGGGAAUAUUUGGGACGGGGAAUAUUUGGGACGGGGAAUAUUUGGGGUGCUGCUGGAGGUGCCGGGGGCAGCUGCAGGGCACACGACCCCCAUGCACAGGGGGGCUGCCGGGCACAGCACCCCCUCAGCACCCCCUCCCUGCCCCGGUGGCUCCUUCACCCCCGCUGUCCUGCCGGGUGUCUCUGUGCGAGUUUACAGAUUAAAGCUGGGUAUUUUGGAGGCUU
Messenger RNA from Anas platyrhynchos (mallard), 2051 nucleotides. It is a transcript of the gene RAB37, whose product is annotated as RAB37, member RAS oncogene family. Gene Ontology annotation, molecular function: GTP binding; GTPase activity. NCBI's taxonomy places the organism in Eukaryota, Metazoa, Chordata, Aves, Anseriformes, Anatidae. The record is from RefSeq and is a predicted model, not a curated record.